This is a messenger RNA of Pseudocercospora fijiensis CIRAD86, 1821 nucleotides long. RefSeq lists its product as uncharacterized. Lineage: Eukaryota; Fungi; Ascomycota; Dothideomycetes; Mycosphaerellales; Mycosphaerellaceae. The transcript is spliced from 2 exons. The coding region runs from base 1 to 1821 and encodes 606 amino acids. The record is from RefSeq and is a predicted model, not a curated record.
AUGGCGGCCGCUGUUGAGAGCGCACUCGAUCAAUUGAAAAGCUGUCCGCGAGAGACACGCCGCACAGUCUUCCACCAGUUGUGGCGCGACGGCCAAAUCAGACGCAAUGGCUUCACACUCUUUCAGUACCACGUCGUUCCAGCAAUCUUGGAGGAGCAGCGCGGCCUGAGUCCCAGCGCAGUAUCAGUGCAUUAUGCAGAAAUCAGAGCAGGACUGCGAUGGAGCUACGCCGGCGAGGAGCAAGAGAACUUCUGGAGACGACAAACACAGGACCUUUUUAAUGGCAGCAUCGCUCCCCUGCAGCCCGAGACGUUCGAGAAUUAUCUGCAAGCUCACUACGAUGCCUUUGUCGAAACACCGCCAGAGCUUUGCCGUGAUGGUCAGGAGCCUGAGAAUGAGAUCGAUCUCAGAGACUUGCACAUUCAAGCCACCGCACAGCAACUUGUACCAACUCCUGCUUUGAAAGCUCAACUCCAUUUGCAUGAAACGCCGAUCAGCAACAGCGACAUCGUUACUCCAGCGAUUGAGGAUCCACGCCCAAGGUUUGCACCGCCAGAUGCACCAUCUCCCCCGAAGCCCGUCAAAGAAGAUGUUGUGCCGGACGCUGAUCUAGUUGUCGAGGAGCCUGCCAACCCCCAGGUGCAUCCUCCCUCGCCCAUUAUCUUCCCAACACAUAAAUUGUGUCCUCAAACAGUGUCAAAGUCACCGGCGAGCCGAGCGUCCGCCAUUGAGCAGAAGAUACAUAUCUUGAACAGGCUGACACCUGGUACUGAGUUGUGGCGACUUCGCUGUACGAGUCUCGAUCCCAUGGUAGACAAGAGUGGUUUCACUCUAUUCGAAUACCACAUCAAGGCUUUGGCUCGCCGUGGCUGUCAAGCCGCAAUCGAAGCGGACACUGAACCUGGACGCUUCUCGAAGGUGUGGAGAAGUAUGUUGGACCAUGAGCGAGAUGAGUGGCGGGUCGACACAAUGAGUUUGAAAAAUGGACUGCAGAAUAUCCCCCAGAAAGAGGUGCUGAACCAUUUCAAUACCAAGAACUUCUCCAGUCGACUACGCCGGUAUCAGGCUCGGAUUAUCGGUUCCCUACACGCAUAUUUGCGCGACAACAGCGCCGCACCAUUUCAGUUUGACCGAACUUCGAUCGUCGAUGUACUGCUCGGAACCUCGUCUACAGGAAUCGAGCCGGAUGUCUUGAUCCACGCCAUUCAUCGAUCCCUCAUGCAUCGUGGGAUAUUGGAUUCAGGGCUGCUACUACGGUUCCGCUGUCGGGGCAUUCUUUUAUUUUACGACGAGCAGUCGCCCGGUGAAGAAGACGGCAUGAAACGACUGAGAAAUGUCGCCUGGCGUGGUUUGACACCCGGAGAUGCGCCCACAGGUUGUCAGGAUCCAAUCAUGGCCAUGAACGCAAUACUAAAGCCACUAGUAUACUUCAACCGCGACAGGAAUGUUUUCGCGGACAUGGAACAUGUUGAGUUUGGCGACGAGGAGAUCGUGGGAUACAGUCUGGACACUCACAAGUCAUUGAAGUGGGCGCAUACAGUGAUCAGGAAGAUGUCCCCAUUGACGCCGGCACUCAAGGAGCCCACAGACUCCGGCGCAGAGUCACGGGGUGAAGAGUGGAGUCUGGAAACAAAUGCUAGUGGACUUGCCGCGAAACUCUUGCGCUGCUUCGACCGGGAACGGCUCGACCCAAGAGCAUACGAAGAUUUGAUGGAGCAAACAAUGUGGGCAUUCUUCCAGCUCGAUGCGGAGUUGGCAGAUAGAAUUGACCCCUCUGGACGGAGGCGUGAGAAGGCCAGGAGAGAAGCUAGAGGAGUUUAA